This is a messenger RNA of Cordyceps militaris CM01, 2244 nucleotides long. RefSeq names its product pentatricopeptide repeat protein. Gene Ontology annotation, molecular function: protein binding. Bases 1 to 2244 code for a protein of 747 amino acids. The record is from RefSeq and is a predicted model, not a curated record. The transcript has 2 exons. Lineage: Eukaryota; Fungi; Ascomycota; Sordariomycetes; Hypocreales; Cordycipitaceae.
AUGUCUGCUCGUGUGCUCGGCGCCGCAGCUUGUCUGCGCCGAGUCCUACCUACAACAGCGGCGCGCACAAUACGAGUGAUACAGCCCGCAGGCUUCGUGGUGGGAAGGCGGUACGCCUCUGUGGAUGCAACGACAUCAGAAGUUGAGCCAGUCGACGCGAGGAGGAGCAAGAAAUCGUCAACCAGGGCGGUCGUGAAGCAGCUCGAAUUCAUCAGCGAUCCUUGGGUCCUAGGCAAAUAUAUUGAAGACCUGCUUGCAAAAGACAAGUUCGAAGAUGCCUUGAAAACAGUUGAACUGGCGAGCAAGAAUAUGGACACCGUGGUAUCAUGGAACCAUCUCAUCGACUACCUGUUGAAGCAGCAGCAAAUAAAGAGAGCUAUGGCAACCUAUAACAAUAUGAAGAAGCGUGCACAAUUUGCCAACGCCCAGACGUACACCAUCAUGUUCCGAGGCCUCGCCAAGUCGCAGCAUCCCAAAAACGCCGUCGCGGAGGCCACCAAGCUCUUCCAGCAGCUCAAAAACGAUCGCCGCCUGCAGCCCAAUACGAUUCACCUCAACGCUGUGCUUAGCGUCUGCGCGCGCGCCUACGACAUUGACCAGCUCUUCCUCGUCGCCGGCGAGCUCGAGGACCUCGGGCUGGCGCCGACGGCCGCCACGUACGGCGUUAUCUUCAACGGUAUGCGCCAAUACAUGUGGCGCGAGUACAACGACCUCGACAAAGAGACCAAACAGGCCAACAUGGAUAAGAUGAUUGCCCGCGGCCAAAAUAUCUGGGUCGAGGUCCUGGACAAGUGGCGCCAGGGCCGGCUCAAGCUCGACGAGCCGCUUGUGUGCACCAUGGGUCGCCUGCAGCUCCUGUCCAAGGACCGCAAGGAGAAACUCCGCGUACUGGAUCUGCUAGAGCAAACCAUGGACAUCCCCAAUCUGGUUACCCAGGCGAAGCCGUUGUCGGCCACGUCCCAGGAGCCGUCCGAAUCCGGCGUGGUACCGAAUCCCCAGCGCAAGGGCGGCUUCGUCCAGCCCGGUCAGAACACGCUCGCCCUCAUACUCACCACGCUCCUAACGGGCCGGCAGACGGGCGCCGCCGCCGCCUACUGGAAUCUGCUCGUCCAUGACAACAAGCUCAUACCUGACAACGACAACUGGCUGCGCAUGAUUGGCGUGCUCAAGUCGUCCAAGUCCAGUGCACAGGCCGCGCAGAUUCUGGACACGCUGCCCGCCACCGGAAUUGAGGUUGAGGCGCGCUCCUUUGGCAUCGCCAUGGAGGCCUGCGUCCGCGACAACAUCAACCCGCACGUCAUGACGCACGCGACACGCAUCCUGCGCACCAUGCAGGCCCGCCUUGCCCCAACGCCCGACAUGCACACCAUGCGCCUCUAUCUCCGCGUCGCCCUCGUCAGCCACGCCGCCUUUCGCGGGCGCGCCAGCACCGGCGACGAGGUCGGUGCCAAGGCCGCCUAUGGCCGCCAGAUCGCCACGGCCCUCGCCGAGCUCUGGCACCCCUACAUUGAGCUCUACAACAAGUACUUCAAGAGCGAGGCCGCCACCUCGGCCGCCACCGGCGGCGACAAGCGCGCCGCUGGCAUGCUGUACACCAACCAGAAGGAGGUCAUCGCCCUCGGCCGCAUCAUGGUCGGCGCCUUUUCCAAAGUCAUUGAGGAAAAGAUGCUGCCCGGCAACAACAACCGGGACAUGAUCAUUGCCUCGGCCAAGAUCAACAAGGGCGUCACCGCCUUCUUCGCCGACAGGGAGCUACGCGAGCCCAAGCUCAACACCCAAGCGACGGCGGCUCGGAAGCGCGCCGAUCUGCAGCGGCCGCCGCAGCAGGACGAGGACGGGAGCGCGAAGAAAAAGUCCUUGUUUGACAUUGAAAUGCCGGAGCUCAACGACAGAGUGGCUGGUGAUGCGAAGCAUACGAGCCAGUCGCGGCCGGGCGCCGACUUUGUAUGGAACACUAGGAAAAUGAGCGCUCAAAAGGACAAAGCGAAGCAGACGCAGUACAAGAAGAGCGAGUGGGAUGCCCAAACGCCAGUGAUUGAUCGAUGGAUUUCUCUGUCGGAUGGGAAAGAUGACUCAGCAAAGCUUGAAGAAACACAUAAUGAUGGCUUCAUCCCCAUCAAGCCUGCAGCUGAGGAUGCGGCAGCCAACGCUGGAUGCACAGGAGAACUCAACGCCGCCGCAUCGGACAGCGCCGACCGAGCCAAUGCAUCUCUCUGGGCUUCCCUCAUGGCUAGAAAAAGCUAA